UUUUUUACAUCUUCGUUGCUUAUUAUUACCCUCUCUCUCUCUCUCUACUAUCAGAGUGUCCUAGAUCCAAUCCCCCUUCCAUUUUCCAAUUCUCAAGCCCUAGAUCACUCCUUCCUUCCCUUAGGGUUUUCACAUCGCGCCGUUUGGAGGAUGCAGAGUCUCCAACUACCCUUUCCUCCCUCAAUCAUUCACCAAGGUACUAUGUAUUGAUACCCCCUAUCUGUUCUGUAAAAAAAAAAACUCCACUGAUUUCUAGGUUUUUGUUUUAUCUGUAUAUCUAUAAUGAAGCUUAUUGAUUUCUGUAUAGGUAGAUACCAUUAAUUCUUUGUUGUAAUUUGGUAAUGUAUGAAUAUUGAAUUGGGUUGAGUUGAGUUGAAUCUUGGGUUUUGGGAAUGUUUGUUUCAUUGUGUUUUGGGUUGUGAUGGACAUGGAAGAAGAUGGAAUUGUGGGUAUAAAGGGUCUUGUUGGUGAAAAGUUUUCGUCUUGAAGUUGGGUUUGUAUUGGUUGUGCAAUGGGUUGUUUUUGUUGUAAGCCCUCUGCUAUUGAAGAUAGUAGGGAGAGUCCAAAGGAGAGGUUAUCUAGUAAGACUGCGUCGGAUUUGCGAGUACCUAGGCUGACUUCGUCGAGGAGAGAAGAUGGGUAUAGAGUGAAGGAUCGAUCGGAUAGUAGUGAUGGGACGUCAAUGUUGAUUGAUAAGCAGACAAAUGGUGUAGUUCGGUUGCACGGUGAGACAUUUGAGAGGAAAAGGGAAAAGGCUGAGCAUGUUGCUACAAUUCAGUAUCCUGGGUUUGGCAGCAUCCCAAAAGCUACAGAAGGGGAACAGGUUGCGGCCGGGUGGCCCCCAUGGUUGUCAGCAGUGGCGGGUGAAGCUAUCAGGGGAUGGUUACCACGGCGGGCAGAUUCUUUUGAGAAGUUGGACAAAAUUGGCCAGGGUACUUACAGUAAUGUUUAUCGGGCUCGUGAUCUUGAUCAAGGAAAGAUUGUUGCUUUGAAAAAAGUGAGGUUUGAUAACCUGGAGCCUGAGAGUGUCCGUUUCAUGGCAAGGGAAAUUCACAUUCUUCGUAGGCUUGAUCAUCAAAAUAUUAUAAAAUUGGAAGGUCUAGUUACAUCAAGGAUGUCUUGCAGCCUGUACCUUGUUUUUGAGUACAUGGAGCAUGACCUAGCAGGGCUUGCUUCACACCCUGGCCUUAAGUUUACUGAAUCACAGGUUAAAUGUUAUAUGCAACAACUUUUACGUGGACUUGAUCAUUGUCAUAGUCGUGGUGUUCUCCAUCGUGACAUAAAAGGUUCCAACCUUCUAAUUGACAAUAAUGGCAUUUUGAAGAUUGCAGACUUUGGCCUGGCAAGUUUUUAUGAUCCUCAUCGAAGUCAACCAUUGACAAGCCGUGUUGUGACUCUCUGGUAUCGUCCACCGGAGCUUCUGCUUGGUGCUACUUAUUAUGGGACUGCGGUGGAUUUAUGGAGUACUGGUUGCAUCCUUGCGGAAUUGUAUGCUGGCAAGCCUAUUAUGCCAGGAAGAACAGAGGUUGAGCAGUUGCAUAAAAUUUUUAAGCUUUGUGGCUCACCCUCUGAGGAAUACUGGAGAAAGUCAAAGUUGCCUCAUGCUACCAUUUUCAAGCCCCAACAGCCUUAUAGACGCUGUGUUGCAGAUACAUUUAAGGACUUCCCUGCACAAGCCUUAGAGCUUAUGGAGACCCUACUUUCCAUAGAUCCCGCUGAUCGUGGUUCUGCGGCUUCUGCUCUACAUAGUGAGUUCUUUACAACAAAACCACUUCCUUGUGAUCCUUCAAGCUUGCCAAAGUAUCCUCCCAGCAAAGAGUUUGAUGCAAAAGUACGCGAUGAAGAAGCCAGAAGACAAGCAGCAGCAGGAAACAAGGGCCACAGAUAUGACCCAGAAAGGAGAGGAGGUAGAGAGUCUCGAGCCGUUCCAGCACCAGAUGCCAAUGCUGAAUUAGCCUUGUCAAUGCAGAAACGACAAGGUCAUGCCAAUUCCAAAAGCCGGAGUGAGAAGUUCAACCCUAAUCAGGAAGAAGUUGCUUCUGGCUUUCCUAUUGACCCACCUAGGCCAUCUCAAGCUAUAGAAGAAGCAAGCAUUGAUCCCCAUGGACAUAUUCACAAGAGAGCCUCCCACUCUGGGCCACUGGUUCACCGGGCUGCAUGGUCAAAGGCUGCGAAAAACAUGGAAGAGGCUCCAAAGAUUUCAACUGGGGCUGACUUGUCAAUGGUUUCCAGCUUAGUAUCAGCAAGAAAUUUGUUGUCUGAAGAUCGCAGAGAGAAAUCAGGUCCUUCCCAACAGGAAGGUCAAAAAUUAAUCAGAUUCCCAGGUUCUUUCAAGGAGGCUUCUGAAUCCAUGAUGAAGCAGGAUCAAAAGAUUCGCACGCAGAGUGUAGCGGGUCCUCAUCAGAAUGAAGAUGAAAGAACCAGUAGCAAAGACCCAGUUCUUCUUGGAUAUGGGUCAAAGGGAAACAAAAUCCACUACUCGGGGCCACUGCUAGUUCCAUCAGGGAAGAUGGAUCAGAUGCUGAAGGACCAUGACCGCCAUGUCCAAGAGGCAGUAAGACGAGCACGCCUCGACAAGGCCAAAGCGAGGAAAGUUCAGGUUGAAGGGAAUCAAUUACCAACCAAUUCAGUAUUUGUUUCUGGUCGUUGAUCCAGUUCAAGUAAUCCUGAUUAAGAUAAGCAAGAGAGAAUUAUGGAGAAAAAUUCAGCCAUGAUCUUCUUGUGAAAUGAGUUUGGGGGCGGUUUUUGUAUAGGUGUGGUUCCACGAAGGUUUGCUGGUAAUCAAAUUUUAGUUGUUAAUCCUUAUAGUUAUCUAGGACAGCUCUCUCUCUCUCUCUCUCUCUCUCUCUCUCUGAGCAAUCUAUCAGGUGAAUGCUCUUUGUACUCUGUUACUGCAACCUGUAUGAUGGGCUAUAUUCAUCUAGAGUUUAUUAAUUAGCCAUAAGCUGUAGAGUGAUCUUAGAAGAAACGACAUAAUUUGUUUAAUGGGGACAUGUGAACAAUUAAUUCCAUAGUUGAUUUCAGCUCAAUGGAGAUGGGGAGGCUGCAAUUAGGUAUUUUUAUGGUAAUCUUGAUAUAAAAGGCCUAGUUUCUUGUCGCGGUGGAUGAUCAGUUGUUUUAUGACAGGUUACCAAUAUUGUAUCUCUUGAAUUGCAGGAAAGCUAGAAGUAUUAGAUGUGGAAUAAAUUCAGUCUACAUAUUUUAUUUU
Molecule: messenger RNA, 3208 nt
Organism: Camellia sinensis
Lineage: Eukaryota; Viridiplantae; Streptophyta; Magnoliopsida; Ericales; Theaceae
Source: RefSeq, a predicted model, not a curated record